Molecule: messenger RNA, 5103 nt
Organism: Amblyraja radiata (thorny skate)
Lineage: Eukaryota; Metazoa; Chordata; Chondrichthyes; Rajiformes; Rajidae
Gene: gas2l2
Product: growth arrest specific 2 like 2
Exons: 6
Coding region: 205-3105 (966 amino acids)
Biological process (GO): regulation of microtubule polymerization or depolymerization; protein localization to microtubule plus-end; microtubule bundle formation
Cellular component (GO): microtubule plus-end; cytoplasm; stress fiber
Molecular function (GO): cytoskeletal adaptor activity; actin filament binding; microtubule binding
Source: RefSeq, a predicted model, not a curated record
GCUGGGAGAAACAAGUAUGUGAGUGUAAACACCGUGUCCAAGAGGGCGGGAAGCCCCCGGGCAGCGCGACUCGCCGAGCCCACCAGCCCGAGGAGAGAGUUUGGACAAGUUUGUGAUUGAAGUACUUGGGGAGGUGCCCCCGGUGGGGGUGGGGUGGGGGGAGAGAGGUGGCCGGAGCGGUGGCCCCUGCAGCCCGCCCGGGGUAUGGCCAACAUCCAGUCGGCCACGGCCAAGAGCAUCCGCCCCUUCAAGUCGAGCGAGGAGUACCUGGUGGCCAUGAAAGAGGACCUGGCCGAGUGGCUGAACGAGCUGUACGGCCUGGGCACGGGGCUGGAGCAGCUGGUGAGGGACCUGGAGACGGGCAGCUUGCUGUGCCAGCACGCCAACAACGUCAGCCGGGUGGCCCACCACUUCUGCUGCCAGUACCCCGAGCUGCUGGUCAAAGUCAAGCUGCCGCAGGCUGGGGUCACCUACACUGCGGCCGCUCAGCCCGGAACCUUCCUGGCCCGGGACAACGUAUCCAACUUCAUCCAGUGGUGCCGCAAGGAGAUGCAGAUCAAAGACGUUCUCAUGUUUGAGACAGAGGACCUGGUUCUGAGGAAGAAUGAGAAGAACUUUGUGCUGUGUCUGCUGGAAGUUGCCAGGAGAGCUUCCAAGUUCGGCAUGUUGGCUCCGGUCCUCAUUCAGAUGGAGGAGGAGAUCGAGGACGAGAUCCGCGAGGAGAUGGAUUUACCACCGGAGAUCAUUCCCCCCAAACCCAAACCACAGAGGCAGCUCUGCGACUUCAAAAACCUGGAUGAAAUGGUUCGUCAUCUUGUGAGUCGUUGCACCUGUCCUGAUCAGUUCCCCAUGGUCAAAGUCUCUGAAGGGAAAUAUAAAGUGGGAGACUCCAACACUUUGAUUUUUGUGAGGAUUUUACGCAAUCAUGUGAUGGUGCGUGUGGGUGGAGGAUGGGACACUCUGGAGCAUUACCUGGACAAGCAUGACCCAUGCCGCUGUACAUCACUCACUCACAAGCAAGUGUCAAGAUUCAGCAGCCCGCACAGAUCCGCCAUGCCUACGCAUGAGAUCAAGGCUCGCUUGCCGCCAAGGACAGACCAGCCGAACAAGCCACAGACGACACUCAUUCUGUCAAGGUCCCAAAGCCCCAUGCCUCCAGUGGAGUGGAAACUAGCUACACCUUCUGCUCUCUCCCUGAGGAAUCACAAUGCUGCUCUCCGACCCCCAUCACCGGACGUUGCCACUACCUCUGCAGAGAGCUCCGCCAGGAGGAAUCCCCGCGACAAGUCAGAGCCACGGCAAACCUACCAAGCCAGGCAGAGAGAUCGGUCAUCAACUCCUUCUUACCAGAUGCCAACCAGCGUCAACAGUGGGAAAUUCAAUUCCAACAUCACCUCUGCAGCAAGAACAGGGAGAGAGAAGACCAGGGCUUUGCCAAUAACCUCCAAGCCCUAUUCUGCAGCUCAGGAGAUCAAAAGAGCUGCCGAACCUGUGAUGGACACCAAGAAAGUGCCAAGUCAACCUGCUGUCCCUCAACAGACAGAGAGCAGGAUGAGCCGCACUUGGACCAACACCCAGUGUGUUGAUUCCAAACGUGACCAAAGCAGCUCAAACGUGAACAAGCAGAGCACCAGGGCUUUGUCACUGACUCACAAGCCGGCUUCAGAAGCAGGCUCCAUCAUCUCCAAAGGAUUGGUGAGAGGUCACUUGUCUGCACCUAGCUUACAAUGGAAGCUGUCUGUAGCUCAAGGUGCAGAGAAGAGAAGUGGGAAGGAUCAAGCAGCUCUUCAGCUGCCUGCUCCACUUGGUGCUGGGCAGGAAGGCUGCUGGCAAGAACCCAUCUCUACCAGGAAGCCAUCAAUGGACGGAUCAAAGAAACCAAUUCAGCAAAAAAGUCCUAUUCGGUCGAGAACUCCAGACCCUUACAGCUUAAAUAACAACAACAACAACAAAGGUGUGAACAAUGGCAGGAGCAAAAUGUGUUUAUUCACACCACCGCCUAUUAACCCGACCCAGGAAAUAGAACUGUACAGAAGCUUUGAAGAUGAAAUUGUGUCGAAUAUGAAAGCUUUGGAGAUGUUUAGUUUAGUUGGGGACAACUUGGAGGGGAGCGAGCCCAGUGGAUGUUCCUCAGCAGCGAGUUUGGCCAGUUCUCCAAACCAGAAGGAAGCUAAAAGAUCGGACAACCUAUGUUCUUCAAAGUAUUCGAUAUCCCCCUUCCAAGUUGCAGCCAGCCAUGUCAAUGAUGCCAAUCGUCCCACCAGUUGUGGCAAUGGGACUUUGCCUCCCUCACCAAAGCUGACUCAGAAUGGCAGUGGCUUUGGGGAGGUUCUUGCCGAGCUCGUCAGCGGAACGCCAAGCCUCAGUCACGUGGACAUUGAGAACUGGAUAGCAAACAGCUCCCUGGAAAUGGUGCCAUCCGAUUCCAGCACCAAACUACAGCAACCAGGUUUGAAUGACAUGGAAGCCAUCAAGCCAUUCCCCAAUAGAACUGAAGAUCAAAGCGCAAAUGAGAUUGGUUCAACGUGUGACCAAAAGGGCAGUGCUUUUAAGGGAGUUAUGAGAAGAGUUGUGACAAUGCCUCAAAAUGAAGUGACUGCUACUGAGCUGAAUUCCACACCCACAAACGAAGGGUCUGACACCAACGUAUCCUUUGACUGGCCAGACCCACCCUGCACUCUUCACAAAACCUGGGUUCAACAAGGAAGACAAAAGAGGUUUUUAAGAAAGCCCGAGAGGGUUCCCUCUAUCUACAAGCUGAAGCUUCGGCCCAAAAUACGUCCCAGGAGGGACAAUAGACCAGAGAAAAGGCCAUCCAGAAUCCCAACACCUUUAUCUUACAGGCAGGACGAUAAAACAUCAAAAAACACCACCAAGUCUGGAAUGCAGCACAAAUCUCACAGAGCUAACAGCAGAGUUGUGAGAUCCAAGACUCAGGUUAAACAGAAGCCUUCUUCGUAUUUGACACAACCAGAAGAACUUGUUUCAAGAGAGGACUCUUGUCCUUCUCAGCGUGCGCAGUCGAAACAAAGCAGAACUUCAGAAAAACAAUCCAUUACACAGGCCAUGGGGCAAGGAAGUGAAGAUAGCGAGUCUUGGGUUUAAAAGCCUGAAAACACACUCUAUUAAUCUCAAUCCCAAGUAUUUCUACAUCAAUGUAUUUGUGUUGGUUAAUCUUUAGUUUAAAAUCAGUGUUUCCAAACCUACAGUAUCACUUGAUCAGCGGCACUGUUGAAAAACCAUGUAUAAAAGAACAUGUUAUCACUGCAAAACAAAAGCACCUUGUAAUGAAAUUAAAUGCGAUUAUUGUGCAAGAAUCAGACAUUUACAUGUCAGCGACACAAUCUGAAUGCUAAUUACUACUAGAUAUGGGAGGGAAGGCAGAAAUCUCAACUAAAAUGGAGUAUUUGAAUCACAGCACGAAUGGCAUUGACUGACAGAUCAUUCUUAUGACAUUGAUCAACAUAUUUAUUCAUAAUUAUUUUGUAAGCUGAGCAUUUUAGAGAGUCCAAGAAUAAUGUUUACAAAUGCUGAUCUUUAUAAAAAAUCUUUACAAAUCAUUUCACAAAGCAAUUCAUAAUGAGCAUAAUGACAUCACUGAGAUUAUAUGAAAGGUAGGAAUCGGUUUGGUUUUAGCCCUGACACGACAGAAUAUUUCUGAUUUUAUUUUUGUCUGGUCUGGUUCAACGUUAAAAUGUAAAUAUUCAGCUGCUGAACCUGAAGUUUCACUGAAUCUUGCCCUAGCUCAGGGCAAAUGGCAGGUUAGGAUGUUUAGAUUAUAGAGAGCAGGAUGAUGCCAGUAAGCAUUCUCCGUACACAAAGGUGAGUGGAAAUCGAAAACACUCCACCCAAAAUUGUCCUGAGGUUUGGGGCUCUCUGCUGAAAAUUGGACGAUUGUUUAGUGAAUGUAUUAAUGGCCACAAACGGAAGGUGCUGCAGUACAGAUCAAUCAUUCUUGAACUGAAUGAGGCAGGCUGCUUGAGAAGCCGUUGUCCUUUCCUCCAUUGCAGGGGGUUUGGAAGAGAUGACUGUACUUUACUGUACGUUAACAAGGCAUGGAUUUCAAGCUAGGACUUGGAGGGAACGUUCACCUCUUCUGCAUAGAAAGGUUAGAAACACAUUUGUCUUUGUUACAUCCAGUGGAUGUUAGCCUCUUGAUCAGAAAGCUGUCAGAAUGAGAGUUCUGGCAUGUCGUUCCUUGGGAAAAUGAUUAAUAUCUUGUUAUGCAUAGCUUGGAAAUUGGUGAAUAGCAAUACGCUAUCUUGAAGGGGAGGGUUUCUGAUUUUGUUACAGAGCGAGAAGCUAAAUUGCAACGCGUAUCUCAUUUAUAAGAGCUUAUUUCACUAUCUUUGAUGCAAAGCAGUGUACACCAGGAGUCUCAGAGUUAAACCAGUAUCCAGAGUGAAGUUUAAUCAUGAGUUCUAGUGAAUAGAAAAUGAACCAAAACUUGGAAAUGAAAAUCACAAAUGUGCAAAUACUGGCAUCCUGAAAUAUCCUGAAUUCUUCAUAGAUUCUUGAUUAGUACAGGUGUCAGAGGUUAUGGGGAGAAGGCAGGAGAAUGGGGUUAGGAGGGAGAGAUAGAUCAGCCAUGAUUGAAUGGCAGAGGAGACUUGAUGGGCCGAAUGGCCUAAUUCUACUGUUAUCACUUAUGACUUAUAAACAGAAAUGACUGGUAACACUCAGCAGGGCAGCAUCUGUGAAGAGAGCAACAGAGGACGCGCCGAUGCUGACUGACCUGAUCCAAGCAUUUCUGUUUUAUUAUUUAGGGGCAGCACUUGUGCUACCGAAAGUGUGCUUAUUGAGGACUUUUGUAUUGAGGACUUUUGUAGUUUCACACAUUUCUCCUACCGUGAUGCCAUGAGCAGGAAGAAUUCAUAUCAAUUGAUGGUGAACAGGUUACUCUGUGCAUCAAUAUUACACAAAAUAAGUAUUCAUAUUAACAAUGGCCAAUUGCCAUUGUGUUGUGUUGACUUCUACUGAUAGCAGUGCACUGACCCCACCCUGAGCACUUUCAAUUCCGUCGUGUUGUAAUUUUAAUGAAUUAUUCUGUUGCCUUGUCUUACAGAAUUAUUUUUAUUCUCUGCAUCCUAUAUCUUUUGAAAA